Molecule: messenger RNA, 1593 nt
Organism: Trichoderma citrinoviride
Lineage: Eukaryota; Fungi; Ascomycota; Sordariomycetes; Hypocreales; Hypocreaceae
Product: pantoate-beta-alanine ligase
Exons: 5
Coding region: 103-1191 (362 amino acids)
Biological process (GO): pantothenate biosynthetic process
Molecular function (GO): pantoate-beta-alanine ligase activity
Source: RefSeq, a predicted model, not a curated record
GCGUCAUGGAGGGCUGAACCCGCCAGCCUGGUUUUGUUCCCGGUCGUGACGCGCCGGCUGCAGCCAGGAAAAUCCGCUCUUUUUUUUCUCCCUCUCCUCACAAUGCAAGCCUCCCUCGCGCGCCUCGCCGCCCGCUCCGCGCGAUCGCUGCGCGCCGCCGCCGAGACAAUCCCUUCGACGUCCAUCAAGGUCCUCCGCCUCGUCGACGCUGUGCGAACAUGGCGCAAGCCUCACAUGACAAACAUGCGCUCCGUCGGCCUCGUGCCCACGAUGGGAGCCCUGCACGAGGGCCACUUCUCGCUCAUCCGCGCCGCCGCCCGUGAGAACCACCACGUCGUCGUCAGCAUCUACGUCAACCCGGCCCAGUUCGGCAUCAGCGAGGACCUCGCCUCGUACCCCGUCACCUGGGAGACGGACGUCGCCGCGCUGGCCCGCCUCGACCGCGAGUUCGCCGACGACGGCGCAAACCUGGGCCGCAUUUCGGCCGUCUUCGCGCCCCCCACGUCCGAGAUGUACCCCUCCGGCUUCCCGGGGCAGGAGGUUGACAGCAAGGGCAGCUUCGUCACCAUCACGCCCGUGGGCGAGGUCCUCGAGGGCGCCAGCAGGCCGACCUUUUUCCGCGGUGUCGCCACCGUCUGCAUGAAGCUCUUCAACAUUGUUCAGCCUGACCGCGUCUACUUUGGGCAGAAGGACGUCCAGCAGACCGUUGUCAUCAAGCGCAUGGUUCGCGACUUCAUGGUCCCCACAGACGUCGUCGUCUGCCCGACCACCCGCGAACCCGAUGGCCUCGCCCUGAGCUCGCGCAACGUCUACCUCGGUCCGCGCCGCCGCCGUGUGGCCGUUGUGCUGAGCAAGGCGCUGCGGGCCGCCCAGGAACAGUACGAUGCCGAAAAGUUGAACCGCAGCGAUAUCCUUGGGGCGGCGAACCAGGUCGUCGAGAGCGUGCUGCGAGAGCAGAUGCAGCUCCCGCCUUCCCAGCGGGUUACGUACGAGGUCGACUACAUCUCCCUGGCUGACCCGGACACGCUGCAAGAGGUGGACUCUGUCGACUCGACAAAGGGGGCUGUCCUCAGCGGCGCCAUCAAGAUGAAGCCCGUCGAGGAGCCUCAGGAGGGCGAGGACCUGGGACACUCUGGUGGACCGGCGGUAAGACUGAUUGACAAUAUCAUUCUGGCGCCUAAAGUCGAGUGAAAGAUUACGAUUGAUGAACAAGUACAGUUAGUAGGAUUCUAAAAGAAGAGCAUGGUAAAACAGGGACAAUUUUAUACUAUAGAGAUGUAACUAUUCAUGGCAGGUGAAAACGGAGCUGCUGAUGCGCGCAAGCUCUUGUUGCAUCUUGCUCCUUUUUGUGUACAUAUAGCAUCAACAUUAUGGGGUCACAAAUGCGCCCUCCCCUCCAACGUCCUCCUCCUCCUCGCACUCCUGACAUUCAGAUCCACCGCCUCCUGCUCCUCCUUGCUCAGCCUACUCGGCACCUUGGCCUUGCCCCCCUUCUUCUCCGCCUCCUCCGCCUCCUCAAAGAGCUUCCUGCCCAGGUCAUCCGUCAGCCGCAGCACGCGGCUGGCCACUGUCGCCCCGUCACGCCGAUUCUUG